Molecule: messenger RNA, 794 nt
Organism: Linum tenue
Lineage: Eukaryota; Viridiplantae; Streptophyta; Magnoliopsida; Malpighiales; Linaceae
Source: the annotation of a GenBank genome assembly
CGAGUACCUAGAAGAUGAGGUCAUUUCAAUGUAUGCAUGGUAUCUCAACCUCUCUGUCAUGUAUGAUAAGCAACGUAGAAUUGAAAGCAAAUCGUGCUUUCUCCCUACUGAUAUACAGGCAGGAUUAGAGAUUUAUGUCUAUACUGCUGACAGUGUAUUCAAUGAUUAUCGAUUCAGCUACUUACCCAAUGCCUAUGGAUGCAAUAAGGAUGGUAAGCAUUGGUACCUGGCUGUGGUGAUGAUGGAAUUAGAAGAAGUUCAUUUGGUUGACUCUGCUCCUAGGGCAAACAACAAUGAGUUUCGUGCAAAGACCGUACGCCAUAUGAUGAAUUUUUUAUAUGAUUUAUUUCGGAGGUUGUACUUUGAAUUGGGUACAACAAAGGAUCUGCCAAACAUCCGUGGCUUUCAAGUGAUUAGUCCAGAUGGGGUUCCUACACAAGAAAACAAAUUUGAUGUUGGCAUGUGGGUUUGCUUAUGGAUGAGGUUCUCAGAUAAUCUGGUACGCUAUGAUGUUGGGCCAUGUGGCGAUGUGGAUCGAAUGAGGCUAGCUCUUGACUUGGUUGGUGGGCCUAAAAAUGCUAAGUUGGAGAAAGUGAAUCGACAUGCUCAUGAACACUCGACGACAUGGAAAAAUACUCAAGGACAUGGCAGUCAUGCGUGGAGAUGCAUAUUUUUAAGUUUUUUUGGAUUUUGAUGAACUAGUUAAGUAUGCGUUUUCGGAGUUCUUGAGCGUUUUGGUGGUGAUGCUUAUGUUUAAUUUUUUUUGGAUUUUCACUUAUUUUGGUACAUUGCCC